UUUAAGUAUUUUCUAACACUUGCGGACUUCUUUGUGGCUAAAUCCAAAAAUGCCGUUGGCCAAACAAUUUUUACGAAAUUUGCAACGCUUUCGUUUAGUUACAUUUGAUGUGACCGACACCCUGCUGCAUCUCAAGGAUCCCAUAGAGCAGUACAAACAAACUGCCAUCGAAUGCGGUGUCCAAAAUAUAGAUACUGGAAAACUUGCGCUUUGUUUUCGUAGACAAUUCAAAAAUAUGAGCAUGGACCAUCCGAAUUUUGGCCAAGGAACCGGCAAAAUGGGCUGGCAAUGCUGGUGGAAAGAGCUUGUUGUGCAGACUUUCCGUUGCGUGGAUGGAAGUAUACCACAGGAAAAGCUAAAUACCAUAGCGGAACAAUUGUUGGCCAUAUUUCGUACGCGUGCCUGCUGGCAGCAUGUAAAUGGAGCCAAGGAACUGGUGGAAAGGGUUCGCAAUGCUGGAAAAUGUGUAGGUGUCAUAUCGAAUUUCGAUCCAUCAUUGCGUCAGGUGCUAGACGAAAUGAACUUUAUGAAUCAUUUCGAUUUCGUACUGACAUCGUAUGAGGCUGGUGUUAUGAAACCGAACCCUUCCAUUUUUCGCAUACCACUGGAGCGUUUGAAUAUUGCGCCACAUGAGGCCCUCCACAUUGGCAAUAAAUCCGAUAUGGACUAUGUAGGAGCACGGAACAGCGGUUGGAGUGGCCUACUAGUGCAUUCCGGCGGUGUUAAAGAUGAUAAUGAAGUUGAUGGAGGACAGCAUACAUAUAAAAGCAUCGCUCAGAUGCUAGAUGCUCUGGAAACGCAAGAGAUUCAAUGGUGACCCAGAAUAGGAUGAGAUAGCACGAGUCCAAAGAUUAAUGUUGUUUGACAACAGAGUAUUGAAACAUGUAACAACUCAGUUAAUUAGGUUACUAUUAAAAAAUUAAAUAAAUGUCAAACAUA
Molecule: messenger RNA, 939 nt
Organism: Drosophila willistoni
Lineage: Eukaryota; Metazoa; Arthropoda; Insecta; Diptera; Drosophilidae
Product: rhythmically expressed gene 2 protein
Exons: 1
Coding region: 50-817 (255 amino acids)
Source: RefSeq, a predicted model, not a curated record